GUAUACCAAUCGUAAACCAAUGUCUCUAUGAAAAGGCUCACAUCACUUCUCCCAUAUGAAACGAAAGGGUGAUAUAGAAAACUAGAAACCAAACAAGAGCAGCAGAGUAGAGCUUCAACAGUCACAUGGGAGCAAGCCGCUGAAGGCUUGGCCUUAGUGGCAGGGGGACAAAGAAAAAGGCAUGCAGUAGCCGUAGUAGCUCUUGUCAAAUUGGGGGGAAGGCACGACGAGUCAAUCACAAUAUUGAAUACCCUGCUCAGUUUUGUGGGUGGCUAAUGGCUAUACAUGGAUGGAUCUACAACACUAUCUCACUGACCACUGCUGACCAACUUCAUUGCCCACCCACCCAGCAAUUAUACAUACAGAGGAAAUUUACCAUGGGAUUGAAUGCAUCGUCAAACGCAACAGAGGGGAAUCCAAUGUGGUUUUUGUGCUGCGAGUGAUCUCAUUUAUAGCUCUUUCGUACAUCAGCACAAACACAUUCAUUGAUUGAUUGCAUACUGAAGCUGCUGUCCCCACGAAAUCAUUGAUUGAAUGAAUGAAAUCUUCGUCCCCUGCAGAAUUUUCUUCAUCCUGUCUCAUUAAACUCGGAGUGAAAAACGUUAGAUAGUUCAUUGACAGGCCAAUUUAUUGAGCCGAGCUGUGGGUCGUGCCAGGUGAUUGUUGAUGGGUAAAAAGCAGGAAAACAGAGGAACGGGAAAGUGAAUGCUGAAUAGUGUAAACCAUAAAGGGGAAAAUAGAGAAAGAAACUUCAUUACUUGGGUUGGAAUUUGAAGCUAGCUGCUGGCUUGCCUUGAGCGAUGGAGACACCACAAGCAGCAGACCAGCUGUGUCCCCGAGCUAAAGACCAAAAAGGUGCACCAAAGUUCCUGUCCUUCUGGGGUUCCUCCAUUCUCGUUUCGAGGAAAUUUUUUUGGAUUGGGCUAAAAUAUAUGGAUCCAUUCCCCAAUCUUCUGUUUAUUUUAAUUAAACCGGUAUGACGACAUGAGCUUCCAAGUUUUCAACUAAUUUGGCCUGUUGCUGAAUCUGGGGGAUAGAUUUGUUGAUUUGUGCAACAACUCUGGGAGAAAAAAAUGUUUUGCUAGAUCAAUGACACAAAUAUAUUUUUUUUUAAAAAUUUACCAGGCAGAUUAAAAAAUAUUGGCACAGUUAUUGUGUUUUGGAGAAAAAAAUCGGCUAGACCACCUGAGACUCAGGCGCUGCCGCUUUUUCUGUCUUUUUGGAUCGUUUUUUUAAGGUGACAGCGGCGGCGCCUAAGACUGAGGUGGCGCCGCAUGAGGCAUAGGUGAGUAGGUGGGAAAUUGUCCCAGGCGUUGGCACCCAAGACUAAGGUGACAUCGCUGGCUUAUUGCUAACUACCCCCUAUAAAACCAGCGAAUUUCGUUUCAGUUAUUCACACCACAAAAAAAUCGACCAAGAUAGAGGAGAGCUCUGGUUGCUGCUGCAAAAAUGACUAAUAGGUAAUAAACACAUUUAUUAUUUUAAUUAUAUUAUUCAAAUGCUAUUAUGAUUGUGUUUAGUUUUAAUUAGUGAGUUUGUUUUUCUGUAGUAAUUUUAGAAGAUUUGAACUAGUCAUUCGGUGGAAAUCGGAGAAAGUAGAGGAUAAUUUGGACAUCAAAUUAGUUGGUGGUAGUAGUUUUCAGUUGACGGUUCCAUCCAGGGUCACAUAUCACAAACUUUGUGAGAAUCUAAUUCCGAGAAUACGGUGUAGAGAUGAAGCAGUACAAGAUAGUGAUGUGAUCACAGGUUUCACUUACCGUCUCCCAUAAUGGCAGAAUGGUGUUUUAUUUCAUUAUGUGAUGCCUAUUGUGGAUGAUGAUAGCUUGAAUGUGCUUUGGAAUUUUAUUGCACAAAAUCCUUAUUGUUUGGGUGCUGAGAUACAUGUUGAGCUCAGUGAGGAUCAGGGUGGAGAGGAAGAAGAUGAUACAUGGAGCGUGUCAUCUGAUCAUGACUAUGAUGACGGAGAGGAGGAAGAUGAGGAGGAGGUGGAGGAGGAAGAGGAGGAAGAGGGGGAAGGAGAACAACCUAAUUAUCCUCAAUAUUUUUACUUGCAGGGUAAUGAAGAGGACGAAGAAUUAUCACUUGCUGAUUCAUAUGGCGUAAUUCCAAUGCCUAUUGUUGCUAGUUUUGAAGGAGAAUUCUACAAGGGGCAGAUAUUUCACCCGAAACAAGCUGCACAGAUGGCGAUUAAACACCACGCACUACAACGCAACUUUCAAUAUGGCGUGGUGGAGUCGCAACUUUCAAUAUGGUGCGGUUUGGAUGUCGAGAUGUUGGAGGCGAAUGGACUGUGAGAAAGGCUGAGUUGGUGCAUUCUUGUAGCAGUACGACUCAACCAAUGCAUCACCGUCGAUGGCCAGACCGGACAGUGUAACAACGUCCUCUAACGUGAUCGUGACCUCACCAAAUGGUAUAUGGAAGGUCGACGUCUCGGGUCGCCACCGCUCUACGAGAGCAGUAAUCAAACUCGCAUCGGAGUUCAUAGGGACCAAAGGCACGACACUAAACAAGCCAACCGCUUCGAGAUAUGGCCGAUAAAGCUCAUGUACGUCA
Linum trigynum is the source of this 2553-nucleotide messenger RNA. The record is from the annotation of a GenBank genome assembly. NCBI's taxonomy places the organism in Eukaryota, Viridiplantae, Streptophyta, Magnoliopsida, Malpighiales, Linaceae.